This is a messenger RNA of Drosophila eugracilis, 8015 nucleotides long. RefSeq names its product BAI1-associated protein 3 (gene unc-13-4A). The record is from RefSeq and is a predicted model, not a curated record. Bases 893 to 5014 code for a protein of 1373 amino acids. The transcript has 13 exons. Lineage: Eukaryota; Metazoa; Arthropoda; Insecta; Diptera; Drosophilidae.
CGACAGCAGCAACAGUGCGAUGGAUGCACGGCUUAUAAGGUGAAGCCCGAAACUGGAGCAGCUCAGUUCGCUGUUGGCAGGCGUCGCUGAAGGUAGUAGCUUCAUUCAACCAACGGAAACGGAACCAGAGGACGUCCAGAAGUCGGAAGCCGAGGAACCAGAGUAGCACACAUCUAUCUCCCAGUCAGACAAACGGGAGUCAAUCAAAUCCUCCAAGAGACCAAACCAACGACAUUGUGUGAAAUUGAAACGGAAUGCGAAAAACGUAAAACGAAAAGUGCACAACCGAAAAUUAUGCUAAAAUAAAUAUUACAAAAAAAUCCACAUAAAAGGCAAGCAGACUACAGAAAAAAUAUAUAUCUAUAUAUAUAUAUCCAAAAGAAGGAGCAACUUCCAUUUGAAAUUUGCAUCAGAAAUUCCGAGUUCUGGUCAAGACCGAGCGAGCAGCGUGUCAAUUUAUGCAGCCAUAAAAGUUAAAGGGGAACUCGAGAGGUACAGCAACGGGCAAAAAGGAGUCCCAUUCACCAGUCGCAGCAUUAGAGGACGUGCCCGGCAUGCCAACAUCAUGAUGAUGCUGAUGAUGUAGUAGACGACGACGACGACGACGACGACGACGACGAGGAGUCUCGCCCAGCAAGGACAACUUCAACGCAGACUGUUGCUCUGAUGCUGCCCCAUUUCUAUUGCCAUCGACUUGUUUGCGCCUGCGAGCCUUGAUAAGAAACGCGGCUAGAGUCUGGACCAAUUUAUAAUCGUUGGUGGAAAACAUAACGAAUUGGGUAGGCAAAUCUCGGGCGCAAGUUUUCCAAGUGAUUAAUUUCACAAAAAACAAAAAGACGAGGAAACAACUUGAGCCAAUUACGGCAGCCAGAUAAGAAAGCCAGAUGCCGCCAUGAGUUUCCUCAGCUCCAUGCAGCAAUAUGUAACAAGUGGCAUCUCCAGUUUGGGCCUUGGCAACCGUCGCUUCUCGCUUUCCCGUCAGGAAUCGAGUGAACAGCAAUCGGGCAUCGGAGGCGCCACACCUGGCGGCCUCGUUUCCGGACAACAACAGCAGCAGUCGCAGUUUCCGCAUCAGCAAUUGCAGCAGCAGCAGUCACUUCCGCAACAACAACAGCAACAGUUACUGUUGCAGCAACAACAACAACAACAGCAGCAGCAGCAACAACAUGGCCACGCCCCAUUGCAGCAACAGGCGAGCAUUGGCAGCGGCCUAGGCGUAUAUGGAACACCUGCUCCGCCCACUGGGGUAGUGGCAGCGUCGUCGGGCGGCAGUAAUUACCCUUCCGGCGGCGUUGUAAUCGGGAAUCCAAAUGCCACCAAUCCAUUACUGGGUUAUCCGAAAAUACCAGGUGGUGCGGCCGGACCCGGUAGUCCCUCGACAUCCGGGGGCGGUGGGCCUGGCGGAACACCCCAAUCGCGUCGCCAGUCACGGGCAUUGGAAUGCUUGGCCCCACCCCGUACCGGAUCUUUCCGGCAGCGCAACUCGCCGCUGCACCAGCCGGAUCCACCGCCUCGCCCGCCGCUGGCCUUUUGCAAACGCCGUCUGAGUUGGCCCGAAGUAGAUCCGCGCUCCAAUUCCGGAGUUCAGGAAACGGACGGCUCGUACUUUGAGAACUUUACAUCGCUGGGCUGGAAACGUGAAAAUCGUCGCAUGUCGGCCACGCGUGCCGCCGAAGCACGUGCCGAGGCUAAUCCCGAGAAUGAACGUGAUCCGCCGGCGAGCGAGGAGUCCAUUGACCGCCAGGAUGAGAAGGAGAAACUGUACUCAGAGGUCUUGCACACCAUUGCCAAUACGGUGGGCGCCCCGGCACCAGGUGGACAGUUUGCACAUUACAAGGACGAAAUGUAUCUGCACGCACAGCGCGCCUUCGGUGUCAAUCCGGAUCGUCAUUAUCGCCUGCUGCACGCCUCCGCUGAGGAUAAACCAAAGAUAAUCGUACUCUCUGCGGUGGUAAUCGAGGCUGAUGGCCUCGAGGCGAAGGAUGCCAAUGGUUUCUCGGAUCCUUACUGCAUGCUGGGCAUCCAGCCGGACGAAAACGGUGGUCCGCCUGUGUCACCGCUGCCGCUGCCGCCGACGCCGCGUGCCCUCUCGGCGGACAUGAGCGGCGGCUUUGAUAAUAGCGCCACGGACUCGCCGCCGCACCGGAAGCACAGCUUCCGGCUGAGCUUCAAGCGGCGGGAGGCGGGACGGCGGGAGCAGCGCGACUCACUGGGCGGACCGGUACCGGCCAAACUCAUCAAGGCGACCAGCAUCAAGCCCCACACCCUGACACCCAAGUGGAACGAGAAGUUCAAAUUUGAUAUAGAUGACAUCAAUACGGACACCUUUCACCUGGACAUUUGGGACCACGACGACGAAAGCUGCGUCAUGGACGCUGUUUCGCGACUGAAUGAGGUCCGUGGAGUUCGCGGACUGGGACGCUUCUUCAAGCAAGUGUGUCAAUCUGCUCGCCAGGGUUCCCAGGACGAUUUCCUGGGCUCUGUGAACAUUCCGCUGUCGGAAAUUCCAUCUACUGGACUAGAUGCUUGGUUCAAGCUGGAGGCACGCAGUCAUCGAAGCACUGUUCAGGGUAGAAUCCGGCUAAAGUUGUGGCUUUCGACCAGGGAAGAUAGGAGCACUGUUAGCGAGGAGAACCACGAACAGCAGAUCCACAAGGUCGAGCAGCUUCAAAGGGUUUUCAUGCAGCACGAGGUGACCACGCAUGAACCCUCAUGGACCUGGUGUGGGGAUCUACCGGGUCCUGCAUUAACUAUUCUGCAUCAGCUGGCGGUUCAGGCGGAUCUAUCGGACUUGCACUGUGCCAUGGCGAGAUAUGUAGCAGCUGCAAAACUGAAUCGAUCCACCCCACUGGACCCCAAAUUCCUCCAUCGCCUGCUAAGUGACGUGGAGAAGCAGUGGAAUCAGCCCAACCAAGAGCCUCUCAGUCGAGAUCUCGAACAGUGGCUGGCGGAUGCAAUGAAUGGCUUUGUAGAGCGUUCUCUCAACCAAAUCCGUCGGCACCGGGACAUCUUCCCCGCCCUGAAUCCACCGUCGUUGAUUCGUCUGGAAUUCCUGCUGCGCUGCCUAGGACUCCUUGGUUCGAUGAGAGCCUUCAGAGCUGUGUGUCCUUUCAAUAAAGGCGUAAGGGGCGAGGUGGUCAACGCCCUACGCAAAGGAUCCGUGAUGUGGGGCCAAACGGUGAUGCGAGAUUCGCAGGGACUGCCCAAUCCAUUAUCGAAUUUCGUAACAACAUUAACGGCCGACAUUCAGCUGGGACAGACGUACUAUCAUGCCCUUUUCGACAACACGAAUGGAAUUCAGUACUUCAGCAUCAUCUACAAACAAUACGAUGCGAUGGUGGGCGAGGAGGUGUACAGCCGGAUGGCCGCUGGCCAGGUGCCCGGGGUACGAAUGAAUCUCUCACAGUACGCUGUGCUGGAGGGCGAUGCGGAACCGGUGGAUACCAAGCCAUUCGAGCUGUUUCUGGCCCUACAGGAAUUCUGUCAGCUAAAGCGACACCUGUCCACCCAGCCACAGCCGCCGGAGAAGCCGUUGGCCUUGAGCAAUAGCCACGAGUGGUUUAUACCCACGCUGGAGCGUUGGAUGAUGGUGAGCAAGGCCAAGGCACUGCAAAGGAUUAGGGCAGCCAUUCGCAUGGAUGCCAUCUGUGAGGGUGAGAGAAUUGUGCGCUACAGUAGCUCCUCAGUGGACACAGCCAGCACUCUACUAAACAUCAAAGAGUUCUGGAAGGUAAUGAAUUGGCCCGAUGAGGAUACGGCCAUCAUGAUGGAAUCACAGCUAAUCGACGUGGUCUGCUCGGCUGCCAUGCACUAUUGCGAUCUGAUUCACACCGCUUUGGCGGACAGUGGUUACUACGAACAACAGGGUCCAUUCCGGUGCUCCGAUGAUAUGUGCGUCACGGUCAAUAAUGUGGAGUAUGUGCGUCGCACUCUGGCGGAGUUUCGAUCCGAUGAACAACCUCUAGAGGAGUCGGCAGAUAACCUUCUGGAGUCCAGUCUUACCCACAUGGAGAACCGCUGUGAAAGAAUUCUCUCCAAGUUGGCUCCACUCAUGCAGAUGUCCCUGCAGAAGGCCAUGUUCCAUUUGGCCUGGUCACCUGACUCCCUGCCCGCUAAUCAAGCUAUUGUCCCGCUGUUGGAGUACCUAGAUUGUCAUCUCGCUGCCCUAAAUAGCGCCCUGCUCACAAAGAACUUUAAUCGAUCGCUGCGAUUUAUUUGGAAAACUGUCCUAGGCGAGAUGUCCCGUCAAAUGGAAACUGGUGAUGAAACGGACAAGCCGACGCACUUCCAUAAACGUCUCUAUGAGGCACUGCAACUUCUCAUCGAUUUCUUUCAUGCCGAGGGUCAGGGAUUACUUCUGGAGUGCCUGCACACCGAGGACUUCUGGCGCAUCGAGCAGAGGCUUCAGUUCCACAAAACGGACACGGAUCGGUUAAUCGAUAUGUUCUAUAUGCAACGUUUAAGGGAGCAACUUAUGGCAGUCAUGCCUUCUCCUUAUGGAUCGCUGGCCGUGAGGGCUUACUUUAAUCAUGAUUCACUUUGUGUGGAGGUUCUGCAUGCCAGGGAUGUGGUGCCUCUGGACCCGAAUGGUUUCAGUGAUCCAUUUGUUGUUGUAGAACUAUUGCCCCGCAGGAUUUUUCUCCACUGCAUGGAGCAGCAGACCAAUGUGCAUAAGCGCACUCUGAACCCCGUAUUCGACGAAUGCUUUGAGUUCUCCGUGACCCUGGAGCAAUGUUUAACCGAGGGAGCCAUGAUUUGCUUCACAGUGAUGGACCAUGAUGUCUUGACCGCCAAUGAUUUUGGUGGGGAAGCCUAUUUGGCUUUGGGAAACAUACCCGGAGUGGCUGACUACAGCACCAGUGUGGACAACUUCCAUGGGCUGAAACAAAUCGAGCUGCCACUCAUGGAGCAAAAGGAUAAAUGCAAUCCCAUUUUGCAAAUCCUCGAGGUGCGCAUCAACGAUAAACAGGCCCAGGACUUUGUACGGAAGCAGAAGGCGAGAUUUAUCAAUUGAUUUUUUUAAAAUAAAAAGGAUAGAAAGGAAACAGGACUACCGAACGAACCGUUUGUAAAACGCUUUGAAACCCCCGACGAAAGCGCAGAUCGAGCAAUGUAAUUGCAUCGAUGGCGACGAUGAUAACUUAACCAAAGCUAAAUUGUAUCCAAUCCAGCAUUGUAUGUAUUGUACUUACUCUAGUUGUUUGACAAAGACUCCUCUCUUAUCUUCAGUUUGUAAAUGUUAGCGAAGAAUCGAAAUUCAAAUGGUGCAAAAACUAAGUGACGAGUAACGAAAAAUGGGAAUCCAAUACUGGAAUUCCCUGCUCUACACAGAAUGUUGAUUAAACAAAAUUAUGGAUAAAUUGAAACACACAAAUUAGGGACUUAUUAGAAGCCUAGCAUUGCUGAAAUUGUCACAAUUGGGCAAUCAAAGAAAACAAAAAUCAAGUAAUUAGACAGCAAAAUCUCAUAUACGAAACACACAGAGCUACCUACUCCAGCGUUUUGAAGACUUUUACCAAAAAAAAAAAAAAAAAAAAAACGCAAAUAUCACAUACGAGUAUAUACACACAAAACACUUUUUGGGUCAAUUUAAACUUUACGAAUAUAUCAGCAACAUGUAUACCUAAAUAUACACAAAACGACAAUUCAGCAUCUUUUCUACCAAUACGCCAAGAAACAAUCAAAAUCUGCGUAACUCUGAGCUUCUUGAAAAACCCCCCAGAAAAACUCAAACACGAAACAUAAUCACAACCAGACAUACAGGACAAAGCUAUUUACAAUAUAAAUACAAAUAAAUAUGAGAUACAUGUACAUGAUUUGUACAUUUUAUAUCACGCCCAAAGGACAGUGUAACUAAGUCUAAAGUAUAUUUGUAAACUAUUUUCUGAGCACAGAUUUUGUAUAAAUUUAUUAGACACGCGCUUGUCCCCCUGAGAGGCAGCCUUCAGCUCUUUUGCUUAUACACAACUUAGGGCUUUUCCCCGAUUUUACCACCCACUACCCCACUAUCCGCCAACCCAAACUCCCCGAAAAAUUUGUUUUGUACCCAUUGAGAAGGUCUCGCUUCUAUUGUAAAUUUUGUACUAUAUACAACGGUCUCUAUGAUGAAGGAACUUAAACCUAUGCACGCGGUUAGCUGUGUAUAUAUAUGCGAGUAUAUAUCUAUUAUGGAUAAUGAAAUGAAUUGUUGACACUGUAACUCUUAACUAUAAAACUGUAGCAUGGAAAACUUUUUAUACCUUUCGCAAAGGAGACAGUGGGAGGCGUGGCUGAAGACAAUUUUAGAGAAAAGUGAAGAAAACUAAAAAAUAAACUACAACUAAAAGAUGCACAACAAAGAUGAAAAUCCAAGUCAAAUUACAACUAUUUUUAAUAUUUACACUUAACAGCAAGAAAUUUCAUGAUUGUUAUUUAAAAAAAAUGAAUGGAGUAUUAUGCAAAAAAUAAUUAUAUAUAUAUAUAUAUAUAGAUAAAUGGAUAAAUAAUUAAUCGGUAAUCAAGUAUUUAGUUUGUAAGAGAAUCCUUUGGUUUUGGAAUAUAUAUUUGCACAGUCUUUCAAGGUCUUGAUCUAUAUUUUGAUUUAUAUUUAAGUUUGGUUUUCCACUUUCAACAUGAUUUAGUCUGCCAUCGCCAAGACAUCGACAGUGAUCAGGGAAGCUAUGAUCCCCCAGAGACAAACAUCGAAGUAGAGUCAACGCUGUACGAUCAUUAAAUUUCCAAUGCUCUAUGUGCUGUGUUCUACUAAGGCUCCUCCUUCUCCUACACUCAAUAUCUUCCAAGAAAAGGGCACUUGUUACUCUUGAAACUCCCCACUUCAAAAACUGCUAUCUUCCAGAAUUUUUGUCCAGCAAAAUCAGUAACGAGAGAGAGAAAUAAAUAGUUAAAGGGAUAAUAAGCAUAAAUAUAGGCAAGAGUUUGCUGUACUAACCAACCAUAACUACUACUGUGUUGAUAUGUGUACCUAUGAUAAUUUCCUAUAUCGAAUAGACAAUUCAAAGACACACACACAAGUAAAUCAAAUCAAAUAAAAUUAUUCAUGUUACUAGCACUAGCUAACAAAAUACAAAAAUAAAAUAUAAGUGAAAUAUAUGUGAAGCAAGCAGAGUAGGGUAAAUAUAAAUAAAAGUGAAAUUUCAUUUGGAAGUGAAACUGUUAAAGAAUGCUAAAAAUUGGCCAAAAACAAAAGAGACGACCAAACGCAUUUUCCCAACCGCAACAAAACCAACAAGCAACUGAAACUAUUGAAAUUGAAGGCCAAAACAUGCAAAAAAAAACCUAUACUAUAACUAUAUAAAAUAUAUAUACAUAUUUGAAUGUGCAAUCGUUGUGCUAGUUACAGACUACAAAGGAAACCUGCAAAGAGCCCUCCUACAUAUAUACAGAAUGCAAAUGCCAAUGCCAAUGCAAAUACAAAUACUUUUAAUUGCCACAUUUACAAGUGACCAGCAGAUGAGAAACUAAACGGCAACUAUUUUCGAUGGAAAAACGUUUCAAAUAUUUCAUUUCACAAUUUUACAACAACAACACAACAUAAGCCGCACAACCCCGCCCGAAACAGAAACAAAGUAUUUAUUACAAUUGUAUUUUUUGUAUGCCAAGACAGAACUAAAAAUAAAACACUCUACCGCCGAAACUUGAUACGAAUAUUUUGAAAGAAACUAAACUACUAAAAAACCAAAGCUAAAAAUAUAGUUUUUGAAAUGUGAAUGCAUAUAAAUUGUAUGUGUUUAUUGCAAUUACCAAUUACGGGCCACAAUUCAGGUUCCUAAGCUCCCCUCCGUAAGUAUCUAAAAUAAAUAAAUAAAUAGCAGAAACACCGCAAACUCCUAACUAAACCUAAGUACAUAAUUGUGUGUCUGUGCAACAGCUAAUAUCAAAUCAAAACAAAUCGAUAGGGAAAAUAAGAAUGAACACGAAGAAAGGAAAAACCUUAACACAUAUUCUAUGUAAAUUCAACAAAAUGCUGCAGAGAAAACAUUAUCAAAUUCAAUCAAUAAAUGUCAAUGAAUAAUUAA